AUUAUUAUGAACACGUCGUCAACGAUAUGUAUUCUGCAAUCAAGAACGAUAUAGCUUCCUAUCACUGAUGUUCCUAUUUAGUGUUUAGUGGAUGUCGUUUGACGAUGGUAGUGUAAUAAUCACCGCGAGGUGCAAAAAUGCAAAGAAAAUAUCAUAUGAAGAUUUAUACAGUCAUACGAGUCCGAAAAUGUGGUUCUUCUACGUGUUGAGUUGGUUCUCCCUGUUUGUGCAAAUAUGUUUUGCUACGAUUUCAAUAGCUGCUGGAUUAUACUAUUUAGCCGAGUUAGUUGAGGAAUACACUGUGCUUUCAAAAAGAAUAAUCAGGGGGUUUAUACUUAUGACAUUAGCAAUACAAGUAGGAUUUUUAUUGUUUGAAAAUCUACCGUUAACAAUGGUAAUAUCUGGAAUCAUGGCCCAAGUAGCUCAUCUCUGUAUACUGAAGACAUUUCCUUACGUCUAUAUCACUUCGCCGUCAUUUAUCAUCUCGGUACUUAUGCUAGUUGUUAACCACUACUUAGCAUUCACAUACUUUGCGUCUGUGUAUCAUAGUUUUUCAGAGGUGAUGGCUUAUUUCACGCUGUGUCUCUGGCUUGUGCCAUUUACAUUAUUUGUUUCAUUAGCUGCGAAUGAAAAUGUUCUUCCAACCGUUGCUGAAAGUCGACCGCUAUUGGGAUUCAUUUUUUCAGAUGAUAAUGAUGUCGUGAGCAACUAUUUUUCAAGGAGAGGAAAGAAAUAUGGACUUCUUUCUUUUUUCAACUAUGCCAAGGAGUCAAUACUUCCCCAACGCACCAAAAAGGCUUUCUAAUAAAGCUGCUUGUGAUCUACUUAAACAAUAGACUUACAUAAUUUCAUACUGACUCAUCUCGGUGAAUAAUUCUACGCACUGAUUGUGAAGUUAUGUAUUUCAAUGUGGGUGAUAAGGUAGCAGCAACUCUCUAAUAGUUCUUAGACUUUGGAGGUUGAUUGAAGUAUAUUCAAUGACUUUUAAGUAGAUUUUAUAGUGGUAAGUACGUAGUUAUUUGCAAAAGUGAAUUUUUCAUGUACUGUGGUGAUUUGGAGCUACAUGAACUUUCAUAUUAUUGAACAAAAUGUUAUCCGUUAUGUUCGUCAAGAUCAGAACCAUAGGAGCUCAGUUUUGAAUGAUAUAUCGCAUGUGUACUCGUUUUUUUUGUUAUGUGGAUUGAAGAUCAUCCACUUCUAGAGUAGGAUCUUUAGUUCAAACAUAAUAAACCACGGAUUAGCUAAUUAAUAUACCUACAUAUUUUUUAAAAGUUUCUGCCAGAUUGAUCAAAAGCCCAUUUGAUAAAAUAACAUUAAAGGGCACAAAGAAUUGGUAGCUGAAAUCCCAUCAUCUGACACAAAACGUGAAUCAGGGAUUUAUUAUAUCUUUCAGUUACUACGAUUGUUGAUAAUGACCCUCUUAACUACUAUUUUUUUUUAAUUUAAAUUUGGUACAUCCAAUCAUAGUUUUUUGUGGACAUCUAGCAGAGGGAGAUGUUACUUUAAAAUUGGAUACAAAUAACAACACGUUGACCAAGCUUGUAUAAAUUUAUUUUUAUUUUUUGCUAGAUAAUUUUAUACCAAAUAAUUGAUAAGUGACAUUUGUUUCAGCUAGGACUUGUUUAUAAGCCCGUGAUAAUUGUGUUCAGGAAAUCCCUCUCAAUUAAUAUUAUUUAUUUGAAUUUGCGAGUCGUUUGUGUGUAUUAAUCUUAUCGAUUAUGUUUCCACACUACGAGACAUUAUUUAAUUUGUACAUGAUAGUCUACACAUUAUAAGCAAAAACCUACGUUAAAUAUAUGUACAUAGAUUGAAAAAAAAUUUCUAUUAAUAUUCACAUUUAA
This is a messenger RNA of Athalia rosae (coleseed sawfly), 1841 nucleotides long. Its product is annotated as protein TEX261. Gene Ontology annotation, cellular component: Golgi membrane; endoplasmic reticulum membrane; COPII-coated ER to Golgi transport vesicle. The record is from RefSeq and is a predicted model, not a curated record. Gene Ontology annotation, molecular function: COPII receptor activity. Gene Ontology annotation, biological process: endoplasmic reticulum to Golgi vesicle-mediated transport. The transcript has 5 exons. The coding region runs from base 92 to 805 and encodes 237 amino acids. NCBI's taxonomy places the organism in Eukaryota, Metazoa, Arthropoda, Insecta, Hymenoptera, Athaliidae.